UUUAAUUCCAAUAUCUUAUAACCAAUGAAGGAGUAGAAAUGUCAGAAAACUCGUUCGCUGACCGACUCGAGCAAGGAACCCUUUUGCCUCUGCAGAGGCGAACACGAGAAAACUCUUUUAGGUAUGUUGGGGUUGAUAAGUGUUCUUUGUUUCGAUUUUCCACGUUUCUCGUCGCUCAUUUCUGGAAACACAUUCCUUGAUUGUAUUAUGCUAGUAAAAACUCUACUGCGGGCCUGACACUGUGAAGCUUACAGCCUUCAUCGUUUUGAACUAGUCUUUUAAAUUCUCAAUCAGUGGUACCACUACCACUACACUACGUGGAGCGUUGUUACGCAAGUGAUGAGUAAGUGAGAAAGUGUUUCGGAUGACGCGAUUGCGAAUAGGAGGUUGGUGAUCUGUAUACUGGUUUGUGUGUUGUCUUCUGAUGACCGAAAAGUUGCUGGGAGAGAAUGAAAUGCCGUUUGUGGUGAAUGUGUAGAUUGGUGUUAAAAACUGUGUUGCGUGGAAUUACGACUUAUAGAUUAUAUGUUUAUAUUCAGAUAUGGCAUCUGCUCCUUAUAAGUUGAGUUGUGUGCUUUAUGGUCACACGUUAGACGUUAGAUCAAUUGCGGUUUCUCAGGAAGGUUAUAUUGUGUCCGGUUCUCGUGAUAAAACUGCGAAAAUAUGGAAACCUAAUGGGAUUAAUGCAGGUUAUACUGAAGUCCAGACUUUAUUAGGUCAUACAAAUUUUGUAUCAUGUGUUUGUGUGUUACCUCCUGAUUCUCAGUUUCCCAAAGGUCUUAUUCUGACAGGAAGCAAUGAUAGCAAUAUUCGAAUGUUUGCAGUGGAUUCACCUCAGCCAAUAGCAGUUCUGAAGGGACAUAAAAACGUUGUUUGUAGCUUAUCAUCUGGUGUAAUAAAUGGAACUGUUGUCAGUUCAUCAUGGGAUUCCACUGCCAUGACAUGGAAAACUGAUGGAGGUAAACUCUUACAAACUUUCUCAGGCCAUCAAAUGGCUGUGUGGAGUUCUAUACAGCUGGCAUCAGGGGAUGUGGUUACUGGUUCAGCUGAUAAGAGUAUAAAAAUUUGGCUACCAGACGGGAUUUGCCAAAAGACCCUUACAGGUGGGGCAGAAUGUUUUGUUACAUCUGGUGAAGAUCGUACUGUUCGUGUUUGGCAUGGUGGAGAGGUAGAACAGACUGUUACUUUACCAGCUCAGAGUGUGUGGACUGUUGCUUGCCUAGCAAAUGGAGAUAUUGUAACUGGGAGUAGCGAUGGUGUGAUAAGAGUUUUUAGUUGUGAUGUUAAUCGACAAGCAGACUCUGAAUUACUUCAACAAUUUGAAGAACAAGUGGCUAGUACUGGCGUGAAUGCUGAACAAGAGUUGGGAGGUGUGAAAGUCAGUGAUUUACCCGGUAAAGAGGUUUUGUCAUCACCUGGUAUAAAAGAUGGGCAAACGAAACUGAUUCGAGAAGGAUCGGAUGUGCAUUGUUAUAGUUGGUCUGCUGCAGAUGGCAAGUGGGAGAAAGUUGGAGAUGUGGUUGGAGCCAGUGGGGGUUCACAGAGUACAUCGGGUAAAGUCCUCUAUAAUGGCAAAGAAUAUGAUUAUGUAUUUAGUGUUGAUAUUGAGGAUGGAAAACCACCUUUAAAGCUGCCUUAUAAUUCAGAUGAAGAUCCAUGGUUUGCUGCUCAAAAAUUUAUCCAUGAAAAUAAUCUUAGCCAGCUCUUUCUUGACCAAGUAGCAAAUUUUAUUGUUAAUAACAGUAAAAAAAUUACAACAGCUUCUGCUUCAACAUCGACAUCAUCUUACUGUGAUCCAUUCACAGGUGGCAGUCGUUACAUUCCUGGAAAUGAAACAGCAAGAGGAAAUGGCCCUGCUCCCACUGGUUUGGAUCCGUUUACAGAGAAACUUACCGAAUUCAAUCGGAGAACAGGUGAUGGAAAUCAUAAAGUAGAUGAAAUUUUUUUGGAAGGUGUGGUGAAGUUGGGAAAUUUGGGAGAGCCUGCAAAUCUGGUUCAUGUGCAAAUUUUAAAACAAUUGCUAGAAUGGCCACAAGAUAUUUUAUUCCCAGUAUUGGAUGUAACGCGAUUGGCUGUACGAAAUGAAGAAGUGAAUAAGGAACUUUGUUCUGGUGAAACUGGAAAUCAAAUGUUUAGUUAUUUACAAAAAUUUCUUGUUCCCGGAUCUUCAUCAACAAAUCAGAUGUUGACUUUGCGUAUAUUAAGUAAUAUGUUAGCUCAUCCUAGUGGAGAACAACUCGUUUUAAAUCACCGUGACUAUAUCUUAUCAGCUUUAUCUGCUUUGGCGGCUCCAUUUAAUAAACAUAUGCAGGUUGCCAUCGCAACUCUUCUGUUGAAUUUAGCAGUGACCUUGGAAAGAGUUAAAAAUAAAGGAUCAAGAUCUCAUUCUGUUCAAGUCACAGCUGCCCUUCUUCCGUUAUUAUCUGAUGCGGAAGCUCAGUUUCGUACCCUUGUUACUUUGGGUACUCUCCUCUGGGAAGCAGAAGAUUCAGAGACACAACUUCAGCUUAUUGGUUUGGUGACCACUACUUCUGAUGUUUUGGAUGUAUUGAAUAAACUAGUUCACACCGAAAUAAACAGCAAUGUAGAUCAAGCAGUUCAGAAAGUUUCACAAUGUGCUGUUCAAAUAGUAGGCUUAAUUCAAAAAUAGUGCUCCCUAUGGAGGACGAUAAUCAUUGUGCAAGAAAGAUAUCACAGUAUGGAAUUUUUUUUUCACAUACCAUAAGUGGAAGAUUUGUGAACUGCUGUGAUUCAAAAGGAAGUUUGUGGAUUUGGAGCUAAUAUACUUAUUGCUUGAAUGACUUACUAUGAAAUUAUGGCAAUGGCAGAUUUUGUAUUUAUUUUAUAGAUGUAAGAUACAACUCACUUUAUUACAACUGUUUUCAAGUUCAAGCAAUACAUUUUUUUCCUGUAAACUACCUGCUUCUACAAAUAAGCAUCAUUGAAUUAAAUAAACUUUUAUUUGCCUUUUGUCUCGAUAUCCUGAUUGAAAUGGAAGCUACUACAGCUCAUAUACUCUUGAAUCAGAAACUGUUACGUAAAAUUAAAAUACCACAAUUUCUGUCCAUAUUAACACAAGUCAGCUAUCAUUUGUAAUGCAUUACCGGUUGCAGAGCAUUAGACACGAAAAUAUAAUUCAUUUGAAGUUAGUACAGCAACACAGAUUCAACAAUCCGAAACCCUUUUUGUUUACUCUGGAUCACCACCCAAAAAUGAGAAGUUAUUUUGUUGAAUUUCGAACUGUCACGGCAUUCCUGGUAUUGUAUCACAACCAGAAGUGCAGGAAAUACAAAUCUGCAAAUUCCAAAAUAUUACACAUAACUGCCCUUUUCAAAACA
Molecule: messenger RNA, 3338 nt
Organism: Gryllus bimaculatus (two-spotted cricket)
Lineage: Eukaryota; Metazoa; Arthropoda; Insecta; Orthoptera; Gryllidae
Source: the annotation of a GenBank genome assembly